AUGCUCUUCAUUUGUAGACGGACAGUGUGGAAGAACAAAUGGGAGAUGACAUAUGUAGGCCCCUCACAAGUGCUCGUCAAACCUCUAGCUGGUUCUGGCCCAUUUGGCAGCAGAGGUGUAAUUCUCAGAUCACAGUAUGGCUUUGAGAUUCAUGAUGUCAGGAUAAUGGGCAAGGAUAGAUACUUAGUAGCAAGGACCAAUGAAACAAUCUUGCUUGGAGAUUUACAUAGAAACUUGCUUAGUGAAGUUCAUUGGGGUGCUGAACCAGGCACAGAGAAAUUCUAUUUUGAUAAUGAAAAUGUCUGCAUGAUCUUCAGUGCAGGAGAACUCUCAUUGGUUGAAUAUGGCAACAAUGAUAUUCUGGGGUCUGUGAGAACUGAAUUCAUGAACCCACAUCUGAUUAGUGUAAGACUGAAUGAGCGUCGUCAGAGAGGCAUUGAGGACAACAAAAAAAUGGCUUAUUUAUUAGAUCUGAAGACAAUAUGUAUGGUGGAUCUAGUCUUUGGCGUAACAAUUGGUCAAGUUACUCAUGACUCUCGAAUUGACUGGCUUGAACUGAAUGAGACGGGAACACAACUUUUAUUCAGGGACAAAAGGCAAAGACUACUGCUUAUCAAUGUUGGUUCAUUACAGAAGACAUCUAUACUAAAUUACUCAACUUUUGUACAGUGGGUGCCAGGUAGUGAUGUGGUGGUAGCACAGAGUCGAGAGCAACUUUGUGUUUGGUACAACAUUGAUAUUCCUGAGCGAGUCACAACAUUCCAAAUCAAAGGAGAGGUCGUGGAUGUGGAAAGAGCUGAUGGACGAACAGAGGUUAUAGUACAAGAUGGAGUUCAAGAGUUGUCUUAUGCACUUGAUGAAGGGCUUAUUGAAUUUGGAACAGCUGUUGAUGAUGGAGACUUUUUGAGAGCCAUGAAUUACUUGGAGUCACUACCUAUGACUGCUGAGGCAGAAACAAUGUGGCGUACUCUUGCCAGGCUUACACUAGAAGGAAGGCAACUGUAUAUUGCUGAAAGAUGUUUUGCUGCUUUGGGAGAUGUAUCCAAAGUGAGGUACCUGCAAGGCAUUAACCACAUCAGGCAGCUUAUUCAAGAAAAUUCAGGUGAAGAUGGGGUGAACCACCAUGAAGUGCAGGCUCGACUAGCCAUUCUGGACAAACAGUUCAAAACUGCAGAGAGCAUCUAUCUGGAUUACAACAACCUGGGUGCUGCUAUGGAGAUGUAUCAGGAGUUGCACAAAUGGGAUGAAGCUGUUCAGCUGGCUGAAGUUAAAGGACAUCCAGAGGUGGAAUCCCUUCGAAGAGCACACUUGCAGUGGCUUCUGGAAACACACCAAGAGGAGAAGGCUGGACAAAUGAAAGAGGCUGAAGGUGACUACAUGGCUGCCAUCAACAUGUAUCUUAGGGCUGGAAUGCCUGCAAAAGCUUCAAGAUUGGUCUCUAGUGUUGAUGAGCUGCGUGAUGAUCCAGAUCUAGUUGGCCGCAUUACCAAUGCACUUCUCAAAGUUGAAUUAUAUGAGCAGGCAGGAGAUUUGUAUGAGAGGGUUGGACAACCCCAAAAAGCCAUGGAAAGUUAUCGAAGAGGCCAGGCUUAUUACCGUGCAGUAGAAUUAGCCAGACAUCAUUUCCCUGGAGAGGUGAUUAAAAUUGAAGAAGAAUGGGGUGACUUGUUAGUUUCUAACAAGCAAGCAGAUGCAGCUAUAAGUCAUUACAUUGAGGCAGGACGUACACUCAAAGCACUAGAGGCAGCAAUCUCUGCUCGUCAGUGGAAAAAGGCAGUCCAGAUCAUAGAAGUGAUAGAUGAUGAAGUUUCACUAAAACCUCAUCUGCUGAAGCUAGGACAGCAUUUUGCAUCUCUAAAUGACCUUAGGAGUGCUGAAAAGUUCUAUGUCAAAGGUGGCAUGUACAAAGAAGCUAUUGAGAUGUACAACCAAGCAGGGGAGUGGGAAAGAGCUCACCAGCUUGCCAGUCGUCACAUGGGUGCAGAUGAAGUGGCGGUGAUGUAUGUGAACCAAGCACAGGUCCUUGAGGGCCAAGGAAAAUUCAAAGAAGCAGAAAAAUUGUAUAUUUCUGUGCAUGAACCAGAUCUUGCCAUUACUAUGUACAAGAAGCAACGACAGUAUGAUCAGAUGAUGCGGCUUGUAAGGGAAUACCAUCCUGAUUUAGUGCAGUCAACCCACUUACACCUUGCUGGGGAACUAGAGCAAGAGAGCAAUUACAGAGAUGCAGAAAAGCACUAUGUUGCAGCAGAGGACUGGAAAGCUGCUGUCAAUAUGUACCGCAGUGUUGAUAUGUGGGAAGAUGCAUAUAGGGUUGCAAAACAACAUGGUGGAGCUAAUGCAGGAAAACAGGUUGCUUUCCUGUGGGCUCGCACACUUCGUGGAGAUGCUGCUGUGAAGCUUCUAAAUAAAUUUGGGUUACUUGAACAAUGUAUUGAUUAUGCUUGUGAGAGUAUGCAGUUUGAAUUUGCCUUUGAACUGGCUCGCACAGCCAUGAAGCAAAAGGUUCCAGAUAUUCACUACAAGUAUGCUAUGGCAUUGGAAGAUGAUGGCAAGUAUGGUGAAGCAGAGUCUGAGUUUAUCCAGGCUGGGAAGCCAAAGGAAGCUGUGCUCAUGUAUGUCCAUGCUCAAGACUGGGAAAGUGCACAGAGGGUUGCAGAGGCCCAUGAUCCAGACUCUGUUGGUGAUGUCUUAGUUGGACAAGCCAAAGUGGCGUUUACAGAGAGGGAUUAUCCACGUGCUGAAGCUCUACUGCUGAGAGCUCAAAGGCCUGAGCUGGCAGUCAAGUUCUAUAGGGAUAGCAAUCAGUGGACUGAAGCACUGAGAGUAUGCAAGGAAUACCUCCCACAUAAGCUGAGUGCCCUUCAGGAUGAGUAUGACCGCACAGUGCUGAGCAGAGGAUCACAAGAUGUUGAGACUCUCUUGAACCAAGCUCAACAAUGGGAGGAGGCUGGAGAGUACAACAGAGCAGUGGAUUGUUACACUAAGGUAACUCCACACAUGAGCAAUGACAUUAGCCUGCUAGAGAAAGCUUGGAGCAAGGCAGGAGAACUGGCUGUCAAAUUUCUUGAUGCAGACAAGGCAGAAGAAGUUGCACGACAACUUGGUCCUCGUUUACUUGAGAUUAAGAGAUACAAUGCAGCUGCCCAAUUGUUCUUGGCUGGAGACUUGAUCAAGGAAGCCAUAGAUGCCUUUAUAUCUGGACAAGAAUGGAAGAAGGCAAAGAAUGUUGCAAGAGAAUUAGAGCCAAGGUAUGAAACCUAUGUUGACUCAGCCUACAAAGACUUCCUGAAGAAUGAGGGCAAGGCUGAGGCUCUUGCUGAUGUUGAUUUAACAGGUGCAAUUGACAUGUAUGUGGAAAGUGGCCAGUGGACCAGAGCAUUAGAAACAGCAGCAUCUCAUAGUGCAGAACUUUUGCACAAAUACUUGGCUAAGUAUGCAACCAGUAUGAUCAAGAAUGGUCAGGCUCUUGGAGCAUUGGCACUAUACAAGCAGUAUGGUGCAGCUCCAUUCUCUCAGAACUUCAAUAUUUACCGCCGCCUUGCCCUUGACAUGAUGAGCAUGCAUGAGCUGUGUUCUCCCCAAGCCUAUCGCAACUGGGCAGACUUACGAGAUAUGCUGCUGUCUCUGGUUGACAAUUUGAGGCAACAUGAAGAUACAGAUGGAGUGCAAGCAGAAUUCGAGCAACUCUUAAUACUAGCACAUUAUAUGGCUGCGAGAUCAGCAUACAUGGCAACCCCACAGUUAGACAAACUGGUUGCUAAAGUGGCAGUUUCCUUAGUGAGGUACACAGAUGUUCUACCUGCUGAUAAAGCUUUCUAUGAAGCUGGAAUGUCAUGCAAGAAUGUUGGAUGGGAAAACAUGGCCUUUGUCUUCUUGAAUCGAUUCCUGGACUUGUGUGAAGCAAUUGAAGAGGGCUCGCUAGAUUCUCUUGAUCACACAGACUUCUUAGACACUGACAUUCCCUAUGAGAUACCCUUACCAGAAUCCUUGACAGUACCUGAACCUCUGAGAGAAGAGGCCAAAGAAUGGGUGUUGGCAGUGUCUAUGGAUCAAAGAGUGGAACAGAUCUUACCAACGGAUGAGAGGGGAGUUUAUGAAGCAUCACUUAUUGGUGCUGACAAUUCUAGGUUCCCAGCCUGCGUUAUUUCAGGCUACCCAGUAAUAAGGAAUCGUUUGGACCUGAAGCGUGGCCAGGCAGCCAACAAGGAGGAUUGGAAUAAGCUCAUUAUGGCUACGAAAAUGUCCAGUUCACCAGAGUGUCAGGAUGUACUAAAGUUCAUCACUGCCUGGUGUGGUGGGCUCCCUGGCAUGGGAUACAAUUUUCAGUAAUGAUUCUUGUGAGAACUCUGCUUAGAUUUUUUGCUUUUAAUUAGACUGUUACUCACAAAUUAUCCAUAAUGAAAACAUGAACAAGUGUAAACAAUGUUUAACCUAUUUAGAUUUAUUUUUUCUGUUUUUGACUAUAUAGAUAUAUAUUGAGUGCACAUCAAAUUAUUAUAUAUUCUAAAGUCAUAAAUGAAAGUUCAUUUCACUUUGACUUACACAGGGGUAAAAGUUGAUAAUAUAUAACCAAAGAGUUCUAGUCAGAUGUCAUACGAUAAGGGUGGAAUUUAUUUAUUGAAAGAAAUAGCACUAAAUAAAGGAUUCAUUAAUUUCAUGUGAACACCGCAACUAGGAGUAAACAUGUAUGCCCUCUACUAAUCACAAAUAUACACUUUGAUGCAUUAUUUUACAAUAAACAAAGUCAUUAAUUUGUGCAAUAGUACUGCACACAUUUUUUCAAUAAGAUGUAUUAUAACUUAUUGACUAAUGAGAGAUAUGGUUUAGUGUGUAAUAAGUGUUAUUGUUAGAUGUGUAAACAUUUAUAUUUUGAAUUGGCAUGUUACUGUUUACCUUUGUUUCUGGAAAAUUAAUCCCAUGUUGCCAGAAAAAUGUAGUAGUCACUGGAAUAUUUUUUUCUGAAAUGUGGAUGAGUGCUUAGCAACAAAGUAGUCAAUUAGAAGAUUGUGUAACCUGAUUUCACAUUUCAUUAAGUUCUCAAUGCAAUUCUUAUAAUUAUAGACAUUAUAAUUAUUACCAUGUUAUUGAUAUUGCUAACAGUAAUAUAAGAUAAAAGAAUAUUUUUCUGAAAAUCAAGAAAAAGUGUAAACAGGUGAUAUAUAUAGUAUUAGUAAUGGGCUAAGUGCAAACUGAAUACUUGUGGAGUCAUUGAUUUGUAGAGACUCCUGGUGGGCAUGGCAUGUACAUGCAUGCCAUCCCUGGCAGCAUCAGGUUAAGUGCCCAGAAUUGGAAGAAUUGUUGUGAGGGAAAUUUUGUGAUACACAUUUUUUCUUUUGCUAUAUCUUAAUACCAGUAAUAUAUAUGAUUUAACCAUAUUCAAUUUGCCUACACUGACAAUAUAGUAAUGAUGUAAUGCUAACGUUCAAGCUGAAUCCGUCCAUGCUAUCUAAA
This is a messenger RNA of Penaeus indicus, 5451 nucleotides long. It is a transcript of the gene Oseg2, whose product is annotated as intraflagellar transport protein 172 homolog. Bases 1 to 4329 code for a protein of 1442 amino acids. The transcript has 25 exons. Gene Ontology annotation, cellular component: ciliary basal body; axoneme; intraciliary transport particle B. The record is from RefSeq and is a predicted model, not a curated record. Gene Ontology annotation, biological process: intraciliary transport. Gene Ontology annotation, molecular function: protein binding. Lineage: Eukaryota; Metazoa; Arthropoda; Malacostraca; Decapoda; Penaeidae.